Messenger RNA from Ochlerotatus camptorhynchus, 1285 nucleotides. RefSeq lists its product as uncharacterized. The coding region runs from base 290 to 1186 and encodes 298 amino acids. Lineage: Eukaryota; Metazoa; Arthropoda; Insecta; Diptera; Culicidae. The transcript is spliced from 4 exons. The record is from RefSeq and is a predicted model, not a curated record.
UCCACUUUUCCUAUAGUAAUUCAUAUACAAACUUCAAAGGUCCAGUGCAUGAACUGGCAUCCAAAUAAGCUCAAAUUUUGGUAGGAAAGUCAGGACCUUAUAUGAAACCGAUUGAGCUGGGUUGUGCAAAAUCGAUAUUUUGAACUACCCUAAUGCGCUUCUUAUAUAGACACUAGUUGAAUGAUUGUAACCGAUUAUAUUCGGAUCUUGUUGUCGAUUUCGGUACGCGCUAGUUUACAGUCAACAUCGAAUACUUUCAGAUUGGAUCUAAUCUGUUCUGAUUAAAGAGAUGCGAAGUCCGGUAAGAAAAACAUUCCGAAGAGCAGCAUACUUCAAAGAGCGAUCCAUCCCCGUCGAAGAGGUUAAUCAAAUUAUCACAAGUGACAGUUCCCAUAAUAGCAGUGGCAUUUUCAACGCGGAGAUCAUGAAGCGAACAUUUGACGACUACGAACCAACCAUUUGCUACAACAAGCCGGCGGCAGCUGUCGUUUCAUCUGAAUGGUGCCAAGCUAAUAGAUCUUCCGCUUUGGCCGGAACUCUUGUCCAUGAAUUGAUCGUGGCGAAAAAAUCCUCUCGGGCAUGGAAGAUGCAAACCGGUGAUCUGUGUCGAAUUUCUCUCAUAGAAGGAUCCCAAGUUGGAGAUUUGAACUUUUGGAAUUUGCACAACCCAACCGAACGUUUCUACUCCGGCAAGACACGGCAACUGCACGCAUCACAUCUCAAAACUUACGACCGUUUGUGGAGCUGUUUUCCUUAUUUGCGUCCGAUGGCUACCUUUGUGAUGGAUUCGUUGGCCAAUUAUGGUAUCGAUAAGGAUGGCGGUGCGUUGCACGAUGUGAUUGGGACACGAUGUGACGAUUACACGUACAAGCUGAUUACCGGGAAGGACCGUGUUGGAAGUUGUCAUAGUUAUCUGAAGGAAGCUAUUCAGGAGUUUGGGCUGGAUGAGUCGUACGUGCAUGAUGUGUGGAAUAUUUUCAUGUGUACGGGAUUUACGAAGGACACUCAUCAAUACUUUUGCAAACCGAGUCCAGCUAGGAAAGGAGAUUUCAUCGAAUUCAUCGCCGACAUGGAUCUGUUGGUUGCUCUAAGUGCUUGUCCGCAAGGAGAUGUCUCGAUAGUCGUUGGACAAGAAGUGCCCGAAGACAAAUGUUUUCCAUUGAAAGUGGAAGUUUAUCGCCCUUGAAAACUGUACCUAUGAAAUUAGCAUGAUUGCAUGGAAUUAUUAUGCAGCUAAGUUGAAUAUCCUGAAAACUAAAUGUAUCAUUAUAAAAAUAGAUUUUUA